This is a messenger RNA of Macadamia integrifolia, 1428 nucleotides long. Its product is annotated as pentatricopeptide repeat-containing protein At3g46790, chloroplastic-like. The transcript has a single exon. The coding region runs from base 125 to 1363 and encodes 412 amino acids. NCBI's taxonomy places the organism in Eukaryota, Viridiplantae, Streptophyta, Magnoliopsida, Proteales, Proteaceae. The record is from RefSeq and is a predicted model, not a curated record. Gene Ontology annotation, biological process: RNA modification. Gene Ontology annotation, molecular function: RNA binding; protein binding.
AACUGCGUUCUUCCUCUACAAUAACAGAACCAGUAAUCUCAAAUUGUAGUCAAAAUCUCAUCUCUAUUGCAAGGAUGCUCCCAACUAAACCAUCUCAAACAAGUUCAUUCCAAGUUGCUCCUUUAUGGGAUCCAACAUGACUCAAUUAUCUACCAGAAUUGCCACCUUGUUUGUUUCCUUCGGCUGCAUCGACUCUGCAAAUCUCAUAUUCGAGCGGACACACAACCCAGGUAGCUUCCUAUGGAAUAUCAUCAUAAGGGGUUUUGCCACUCAAGCCCGGUUUGUCCAGUCCUUGAAAUUGUACGCCAAGAUGUUCCAUUCCGGUCUCAGACCCGACAAGUUUGCUUUACCUUUCGCUCUCAAAUCUUGUGCUGGAUUAUCCAAUUUGCAGAUGGGGAAACUAAUACACCAGCACCUGAUUUGUUGCGAGUGCAGUAAUGAUCUCUUCGUUAAUGCUGCUUUGGUCGAUAUGUAUACGAAAUGUGGUGAAGUUGAAAUUGCCCGUUUGGUGUUUGAUAGAAUGGAGGUGAGAGACUUGGUUUCGUGGACUUCCAUGAUUUCCGGAUAUGCCCACAAUGGUUACAAUAGUGAGACUUUGGAUUUUUUCGAUCUCAUACGAUUUUCAAUGGUGAAACCCAACCGGGUGAGUCUCUUGAGCGUUCUGUUGGCUUGUGGUAAUCUAGGAGUUCUUAGGAAAGGCGAGUGGUUUCAUAAUUAUGCCAUCCAGAUAAGUUUUCAAUCUGAUAUCUUGGUUGCAACUGCGGUGAUGGACAUGUAUGCCAAAUGUGGGAGCCUGGAUUUGGCCCGCUCUUUGUUUGAUCAAACCAUGGUGAAAGAUGUUGUCUGUCGGAGUGCUAUGAUUGCGAGCUACGGAAUUCAUGGUCAAAGCAGAGAGGCAAUUGGCCUUUUCUCACAGAUGGUAGAAGCAGGUGUGAAUCCCAAUCAUGUCACCUUCACUUCUCUUCUCUCUGCUUGCAGCCAUUCUGGCUUGUUAGGAGAAGGGCAGAUGUACUUUGAAUUAAUGAGCAAGGAGUUCAGAAUUGUGCCAGAGCUGAAGCACUAUGCUUGCAUGGUGGAUCUUCUUGGCCGUGCCGGACGAUUCUAUGAAGCUGAGAAGCUUAUAGAGAAUAUGCCAGUUGAACCUGAUUCAAGUAUUUGGGGAUCUUUGCUCGGUACUUGUCGAAUUUAUGGUAAUCUGGAUUUAGCAGAGAGAGUUGCAGAUAGAAUUUUCAAUUUGGACCCUACUCAUGCUGGUUAUCAUGUUCUUCUUUCGAAUAUAUAUGCUGCUGAAUCCAAAAACCUACAACUUCUUUCUCUUCUUCUUCUUCUCAUUUUCUCCUUCUCUUCUGUUCCUUGCUGCUGAAUCCAUAAAUCUUCUUUUAUUUUCUUGAUUUUUUGGUUAUUUCUUUAAUUUGCUGAUUAAAUACU